AACUGUUUCCGUUUCCUGUGUAUUUUUUGCAGCUACUCGUCUGCUGUUAAGUAGACAUAACAGGUCUCUAAAUAUGAGCAAAAUGACGUAGUUUACUUCAGAUUAGGCCGGUUUUUAUAAUUGAAACAGCUGGUGUUAAGUGAUGCCGGCUUUAAAGUGACGCGCGAGCGGCGGUCUUGCCUGAACCGCAUGUAAACAAACCCGGGAGGGUUUCUCCGCCGCUGGCGUUUCAAAGUCCAGCAAACUUUUUCUGGUUGAAGACACUUUCUGAGAAAUGUCGUGGUUUAGUCAGGUCAGUCAAGGUCCGUACCAGCGGCAGGCCGCCGACGGCCAACAAUUUACAGCCCCGAAUGUCCUCGGCAGUCCCUCCAAUCCCGCAAGUCUACCAGCAGGAGCAGCGACCCCUGCUACCCAGAGCAGCAGCGGGGCUGGGCGGCCUUCUCCAGGCCAGUUUGACCUGCCAUCAGCUCCCCAGGGUGCAGCCAGCCCUCCCAGCCUGGAGAACCUGUCCUGCGCGGGUCAAGACAGACAACCGGAGCCCAUCUCCUACGUGACCUUCCAGGAGCAGCGGUGUGUCCUGAGCUGGUUCCAAGGCUGGAAUGACUCCCAGAAGGAGAGGUUCCUGCAGGAUCUUGUUGGGAAAGCCGUGCCGGGGAAAGUGUGCACUCUCCUCGACUCACUCAGCACCCUCCAGGUCAAAGACAAACUGCCCAACAUCUUUGAGUGCCAGCUCCGGCUGUGGACCCAGUGGUUUGAGUCCUGGGGGGAAGAGGAGAGGAAUCACUUCCUGCACAUGCUGGAGGAGAAGGACCCCAUGUUUGUUGCCCACUUCUACAGGAGCGUUGCUGGCACCGCAGGAAGAGACUGACCAGAAGUCUGCAUCAGAGGACAUGCAUGCAGUUACUGCAUUCCUUAGAUUAGCUACAGACUUCUUGCAUAGAAGGUCCGUGCUUUUCCGGUCUCAGAUACUCCGAUUUCUCAGUCAAUUUUUGCCCCAUAUUUAAGAAACGAUAGAAAAGUUUUGGAUGAUUUUACGUCAGAUGUUUGCACAGUGUUCAGAUGUUGAAGAUGGAACUUUGAGACACCACAAGGGAACUGAUGGUUGGAUGGAUUGAUGGCUGAACAGAGAGGUUAUUCAACAGAAGGCUGGAUGGAGAGGCAGAAUGACGGAUGUACAACUUUUAAAAAAAACACUUUAACAGCAGUUUUUACAGUAUUCUGUUUUUCAUGCAGACAAUUAGGUCUGAAAAUAAAUAUUUCAUUAAAUAUAUUUCUGUUACUGGUCCAGACCUGGAAUAAGAAUAAAUCAAAAUCCAUAAUUUUCCAAAGUUUUAAAUAGAAAUCCACCAUCAAUACCGAUUUCCAAUUUUCCUUGGCAUUGUGGCCUGCUGAUUUUGACUUUUGUCCGUUAUGCAUGGAUCAAAGGAAAGUGGGGGAAAAAAAUGUUUUUUGAUUGAGGUUGAAUGAAGGAAUUACAAGAUAAUCCCCACUGAUGCUUCAAAGCGUAUGACAACGUAUAAAACGUUUAUAUUUACCUCGUGUCAGUUGUUUAUAGACCAAAAAUAGUGGGAGUUCUUUUGUUUGUUUUUUUUGGUGAUCGGCGUGUCAGAUUUUUCUGGUAGCCGACAUGCGUAGCUACGUAGUUUUACUUGUUGCAAAACUACGUAAUUCCGAUCUGCGAAUGAUUGACUUGUGCGUCUCUGCUUUUCUAGACCUGGUAGGAAUCCUGUUUUGUUUUUUUUUUGUCCUUUGGUCUUUUUCAAAUCCAUGUAAUUGUUUAAACUGUGAUGAAAUCCUUUGUGAUCAUUUGACGCGAGUGGGUUUUUUCUACAGAGAUUUGCAAUGUUUCUCAAGAUCAACAUGUUCAUAAUAAAAACAUGCUUUGUUUUA
Messenger RNA from Xiphophorus maculatus (southern platyfish), 1890 nucleotides. RefSeq names its product chromosome 6 C14orf119 homolog (gene c6h14orf119). The transcript is spliced from 2 exons. The record is from RefSeq and is a predicted model, not a curated record. Bases 275 to 868 code for a protein of 197 amino acids. Lineage: Eukaryota; Metazoa; Chordata; Actinopteri; Cyprinodontiformes; Poeciliidae.